Messenger RNA from Macrobrachium nipponense, 762 nucleotides. RefSeq names its product oplophorus-luciferin 2-monooxygenase non-catalytic subunit-like. Gene Ontology annotation, molecular function: protein binding. The transcript is spliced from 3 exons. The coding region runs from base 1 to 762 and encodes 253 amino acids. Lineage: Eukaryota; Metazoa; Arthropoda; Malacostraca; Decapoda; Palaemonidae. The record is from RefSeq and is a predicted model, not a curated record.
AUGAAUAAGAAGGUCAAGAGAAGAGACCAAAGACAGCGAAUAUGCGAUGGCUGGGUCGUGUCCUCCAUCUUCCCCUUGCGGGUGUGUCAUCCCUCGGCCCCUCCCCACUACGAAGUCCUGGACUGCUCCAACGUGACGAGCGAGAGGGAGCUGCGGUCGAUUUUCCAACGAGACUUCCCGACGAAUUACUUCAGCAAGUUCCUGAUGGACGGAAACAUGUACGUCAGCACCCUGAGCGAGGGCACCUUCGGCGAGAAGAGUUUCAGGGAGGUCGUCAUCACGAAUGGGGUUCUGGGUCGAGUGGAGCCGAAGGCUUUGCUCGGCAGCGUCCUCUCGCUUCAGGAAAUCGAUCUCGAGUCGAACUAUCUGACUUAUUUCCCCGCCGAAGAAAUACCGCUCUAUACUAACCUGGAGAGCUUGAACCUGCGUGGCAACAAACUCACGUCCUUAGCGAACAUCCUCUCCCAGACACUCAUGGACGUUAAACUGGACGGGAAUCCGAUGGGUCACGUUCCAGUUGACUUCCUGCAGGAUGUUCCAGAACUCCAGAUCUUCAGCUGUAGUUCCUGCGGCCUCACGGAAAUACAAACAGGAACAUUCACAAGAGGACCUCAAUUACGCUUCGUCGAUCUGGGAUACAACGAGUUGACAUUCCUGCCGGAGGGAGCGUUUAACUUGGCACCAUUCGAUUCAAUGUUGGUUCUCAGCGAUAAUAAGCUGAGCAGCGCGUCGCAGGAGCCAUUAACGGUCAGGCUUCUGUAA